AUGGAAUGGCUGCCAGAGGACCUGCGUGGCUCUGAGGGGGUCGUGGGGCUUCUCUGGAACCAGCUGACCUAUGCCCUAGCCUGCCGACACUGUGGCAGCAGCUGCCUCCAGAGUCCAGGGAACCUGCUAACACUGUUUUUGUUCAUGGGCCUACCACUUCUGUACCGUGUGGCUUUCCUUGAUCGCCUGUGGAAGCAGAAGUCAGAGGAGGAAGAGGAGGCAUUUCUGGAUCCACUGAAGACACGUUCUCUUCCUAAAGGAGCUCCUAUUGGAGAGCAAGUCACUACAGCCCCAUCCCAGCCAUCUUGUAAUUCUGAAGGCCUCCACAAGGCCACAGGCGCACUAGAGCAAGGACUCACGCAGACCCCAGACCCGCCCAGAUCCUUCCCCACCUUUCAGAUCUUGACCAACCUGCCUGUGAGGCACACAACAGCAUCAGGAAGCCGCCCACAGGAGAGAAAAAGCCAGUUCUUCUGGGGUCUGCCCUCUCUGCACAGUGAGUCCUUGGAGGCCAUCUUCCUGAGCACAGGUGGCCUCUCUCCCUUGAAGCUAUCUGUUAGUCCCUCUGUUGUCUUUAACAAGCUUGCCUUCCUGCCUAGAUCCCCAGUAUCGCUGCUUCCCCAGUAUUGCUUCCCAACCCCGCUUACCACCCAGGAAGCCCAUACUACAGAGGAUCUGGAAAGGAUGGCCUCUGAUCCUGAGCAACUUCCCUCUCCAUCUUCCCCUCCUGUUCCAUCACUUCCCCUUCAUCUUAACCCCUUUCCCAUGGACCAUACAAGAGUCCCAUCUGGCACUAAGGCAAAUACACAGUGGCUUACACGGCAGAGAGAGAUCCCUUGGGUCUCUGGGGAUCAAGUUCUGCACCAACAGUCUAACUUUCAAAGAACCAGACCCUCCAAGUUCUUCUAUUCAUCUGAGGUCUGGUGGAAGGUACCACGGAAUCCUAGCCCCCAACAACACUUUCCAGACUCACUCUCUGCCUCCCUAGCAGAGAAUCCCUCUAGUCUUCUGGGAGCCCUAACUAGGUCUGAGGCCCCAUGGCAGACCACGGGGCAAAAGGAGGACCCCAAAAUCCCUGAGCCAAUCCACACAUUGACCUUGAGUUUGUGA
Messenger RNA from Cervus elaphus (red deer), 1110 nucleotides. RefSeq names its product chromosome 29 C9orf131 homolog (gene SPATA31G1). The record is from RefSeq and is a predicted model, not a curated record. The transcript is spliced from 3 exons. NCBI's taxonomy places the organism in Eukaryota, Metazoa, Chordata, Mammalia, Artiodactyla, Cervidae. The coding region runs from base 1 to 1110 and encodes 369 amino acids.